AUGGUGAGAAAGAGUAAGGGAAGGCAAAAGGUUGAAAUGGCGAAGAUGAAUAAUGAAAGCAAUCUCCAAGUCACUUUCUCCAAACGUCGAGCCGGACUUUUCAAGAAGGCGAGUGAAUUGAGCACUCUAUGUGGGGCUGAGAUUGCUAUUAUCAUCUUCUCACCCGGUCAGAAGGUCUUCUCUUUUGGCCAUCCUUGUGUCCAAACUGUGUUGGAACGUUUUGUUAGUGGUAAUCCACCACAAGCUGCAUCUGGAACCAUGAAACUCAUUGAGACUCAUCGGAACACUAGUGUCCGUGAGCUAAAAAUGCAGCUCACUCAGGUUCUUAACCAACUCGAAAUCGAGAAGAAGCGAGGCGAAGAGCUUAACCAUAUGAAAAAGGCAAAUGAGAAUCAAUGUUGGUGGAUGGCUCGCAAGAACGAUAUGAGCUUGACACAACUUCAACAACUGAAGGCCUCUCUCGAUGAACUGAAGAAGAAUGUGGCUAAGCAUGCUGAGAAGAUUUUGAUUCGUACCCAAAAUAAUAAUCAUCCUCAUCAUCAUCUUCCU
This is a messenger RNA of Carica papaya (papaya), 549 nucleotides long. Lineage: Eukaryota; Viridiplantae; Streptophyta; Magnoliopsida; Brassicales; Caricaceae. The record is from RefSeq and is a predicted model, not a curated record.